AUGUGCUGUACGGGGAAAUGUGCUCGCCUGGUGGGGCUCAUCCUGCUGCCCACCGCGCUGAUCUGCAUGGUGGCCAACCUGCUGCUGUUCUUCCCCAACGCCGAGCCGCGGGAAAACAGCGAGAUCUCCCUGCAGGUCUGGCUCAUGGGGGGGCUGAUCGGAGGGGGGCUCUUCAUACUGUGCCCCACUUGUUCUGCUAUCAGGGCUGGGGGCAAGGGUUGCUGUGGAAACGGUUGCUGUGGUAACCGCUGCCGGAUGCUGAACUCCGUGUUCUCGUCUUGCUUCGGACUGCUUGGCGCCCUCUACUGCACCAGCGUGGCCAGUGCAGGCCUGGCCGUCGGGCCGAAGUGUAAGGUGGCUAGCGGCGCGUGGGAGUACCCGUUCGAUACCCCUGAAACGUCCGGUUACCUGGGUAACCAGACACUGUGGACCAUGUGCAAGUUCCCUGAGAAUGCGGUGGAGUGGCACGUGGGCCUGUUCUUCAUCAUUCUGGCCAUGGGCACACUGCAGACCGUGCUCCUGGGCAUCCAGGUGGUCAACGGCUGCAUCGGCUGCAUCUGCGGGGACUGCCGCAAGAGGCCGGAGGAGGACGGGGGCCUGUGAGAGGGUGAUGGCGCGAGGAGGAUCACCCACUCCGAUCCGGGCGGUUCUGUGACAUCAUUACGACCACACGAUGCUGAUGAUGAAUAUAAUAUAUAAUAGAUUGAUGUAUAAUAUCAUAAUAUAAGACAUUUUCUUCAAAUAACCAGGCUUCCUAACGGAGGGGGUCCAUUGAUCCGAGUGCCACUCCCUCUGUCAUGUCCCAUUUUAUAUGAUGUGAACUGAACUGCAGAUGAAUAUGGGUGGUAAUUCAAAUAAACCUUUUUAUUGUUUCGAUUUAGAUCUGAUUAUGUAGUAUUUUGCACGAAGUGACUUUACUGAAAAAUGUACUCAUGGUAUUUAGAAUCUUAAUAAAUAACCCCAGCUUUUUUUCACAAUAAAAAAUUAUGAUAUCAAUCACGA
Messenger RNA from Gadus macrocephalus (Pacific cod), 1002 nucleotides. It is a transcript of the gene tm4sf5, whose product is annotated as transmembrane 4 L six family member 5. Gene Ontology annotation, cellular component: membrane. The coding region runs from base 1 to 603 and encodes 200 amino acids. The transcript is spliced from 5 exons. The record is from RefSeq and is a predicted model, not a curated record. Lineage: Eukaryota; Metazoa; Chordata; Actinopteri; Gadiformes; Gadidae.